AUGCCGAAAACUGAAAUUGGAUUUAAAGAUAAGACGAUAAGACAAGCUUUUGUUCAGAAGGUUUUUACUUUGAUGACUAUCAUGAUAAGUGUUGUCACGGUUAUGUCAGCAAUUUCUUUAUUUUACCGUGAUGGCGAGAAAUAUCCACUUAGAGAUUAUCUGAAGAAAAGUUCGGGGCUUUAUUUCUUGUCAUUAUUAGUUUUUCUGGUUGUUUAUUUUGCUAUAAUUUGCUGUGAAAGUGCACGUCGAACUCAUCCGACAAACCUGAUUAGUACCGGAAUUUUAACUCAUUCAAUUGGAUUUCUUGUAUUACUUUCACAUUAUUAUCAUUUGAUAACAACUUUAUUAGGCUAUGGCCAUGACCUCUUACUAUUCCCUCGAUUCUGUUGUCCUAGCUUUCAUUGUUACAACACUCUGCUGUGGUGGAAUAGUCAUUUUCUCGCUGAUCACCAAACGUGAUAUCACCAGUAUUCUUGGUUUUGCGGUUAUAAUUGGAAUGGUUUUGAUACUUUUUGGAUUUUUUGCUGUCAUUUGGACAAUGAUUUUCCAUACCCGAACUCUUUAUCUAUGUAGUUUUUAAUCUUCCAUCCCAUUUUUAAAUAUAUUUUUCAGAUUUAUGCCGGUAUUGGCACCUUCGUCUUUAUGUUAUAUUUGGCUAUUGAUAUUAAA
Meloidogyne enterolobii is the source of this 669-nucleotide messenger RNA. NCBI's taxonomy places the organism in Eukaryota, Metazoa, Nematoda, Chromadorea, Rhabditida, Meloidogynidae. The record is from the annotation of a GenBank genome assembly.